ACGGUACAUGCUGCCGCUAGUAGCCAGCAAGGCAGACAACCGAGAAGAUCUAGAUCACCCGAGAUGCGAUACACCCUAGCAAUGAUCCCGAUUGUGGGCCUGCUCCUCGUCGCACUGGUCCACACCGCUCCCGUCGAAGUUGUCUACACGGGCGAGAGCUGCGACUGUCCCACCCAGCUGGGUUACCAGCUGAAUGUGCCCAACACACCGAAGCCAAAGAAGUAUGUGGGUGGCGAGUACGGGUAUCGGGUGGAGAAGCCCGUCCAGACGAAGGCCAAGAUCACCUACAGCUUUGACUUCACUGUGGAGCAGCCCAGGACACCGGCGCCGCCCAAAUACAAUCCCGCCAAGCUGUACGCCAAGGUGGAUCGGGUCACAGUCAACAAAGCGGAUUGCCAGGCCAAGAACAAGUCAACAUGCGGCUGCUCCAGUUGCUCCGGCCAAAAGUCCAGGUACGUAGCUUCACCGAUCAGGUCGCCGAACGCCAUUCGUCGUCGCAGGGAUCUGCGCCAGCCCGGUUCGCUCCUCCGCCGCCGGCUGAUGCGGCAACAACAGAUCCAGGAGCGUCCGGCACGCUUCGUGAAGCUGUAUCACAAGGAUUUGACGCCGGCACAGGAGAAGCAUCAGCUUAAACUCUUCGGUCUGUUUCCCGUGGAAUCGCCAGAGUCAGUGGCUGCCGCACCCAAAACCAAGCGAAAGACGAAGAAAACCCAGUCGAGCUGGAUGGGAUUGGGGCGGCGUUUAAAGAAGCGCGAUAUUAAGGGAGAGUUUGAUUUGCUGGAGCAAGAGCGAUCACAGAUCGAUUUGACGGCACCGGAAAUAAUCCAGUACAUGCCCGAGACUCUGAAUCCGGACUUUAGGCCCGGCCAGUGCCACAUGGGCUGUGGAGCGAUGACAGCGUCCGCACCGCCGCCGGAGGAGCCACUGCCCAAGGAGGAGCAGGAGCAGGUACCUCAAACGCCGCACACGGAACAGCCAGAACUGCUGAACUCGAUACCCGCCAAGAGGGCCGCCUUUGGUUACUAUCCCCUGCAGAUACCCUCGCCACUGGGCCGCCAGGAGGAGUACAAGUACGUGGAUGACUCGCAGCUGAGGAGCCUGCUGUCUACCACUUCGGUGCCGGAUCCGCUGGAAUACAGCACCACACCGCUGCAGUUUGCCGGUGAUUUGGAAUCGGUCACCAGGCGAUCCUAUGGCGCACCACAUGCCAGUCUCGGCGGUGGCUAUCCGGUGGAGCACGUUUCCGACUCCCAGCUGGACAGCAUUAUCUCCGGCAUAGUGUACAAUCAUCCGACCUACGAUCACUAUGCCACAGAGGGCAGUCUGGUCGAUCCGGAGCCCAUACAAAAGCAACAGACCACCGAUUUUCUCAAGAAACUCAUCGACGGCCGGCUGGGCGGCUGGGGUUUCGAUCAGGGAUCUGAAAGUGAGCACAGCUUGCGUAAUGAUUACUCCACACAGCCGGCCAAGACCUAUGGCUACAACAGUCACACCCAAAAUGGCUACAGUAUAGACACCUAUAAUGCGCCACCCAUCACGGAUUACCUGAGGGCCUGGUUCUAGUCCCCCCCCCCAGCUAAUCGAACAUAAAAUACAUAGUUUUUAGAACUUAGUUUACACAA
This is a messenger RNA of Drosophila yakuba, 1622 nucleotides long. RefSeq lists its product as uncharacterized. The record is from RefSeq and is a predicted model, not a curated record. Bases 64 to 1563 code for a protein of 499 amino acids. Lineage: Eukaryota; Metazoa; Arthropoda; Insecta; Diptera; Drosophilidae. The transcript has 2 exons.